AACGGAGAACGGAGCGGUGAGGAGCCUCGCUGUGUGGAAAUCCGGUGUGGGCCGCCUUCAGAAAAACAUGGAGGUGCCAAAGUUCUGGGGAUUUCUGGCAGUGACCGGCACCUCACCUCCACAUUUGCAGGUCAAGGUAUGGGAAGCAUCACCCCUUCACCCCAGACACCCUCCCCACACCCCAGGCCCCACACACCCCUGGGGAGAGGCAGGAACACACCCCAAACAGCUGUCAUGUCUCAAAAUCAAAUCAAAGGGAAUUUUUGAAGACUUGGGGUUCAGACAGUGGUACCCCUGCUUCUCCCCCAACCCCACACCCCGGACGCCCCUCCAUGCCACCCCGUGGACACCCUGGGGGAGGCUGCCGCACCCCAUGCACCCCACACACCCCAUGAAUGCCGACAGUGGGUGCCCAGAGUUGCAUCACAAAACGCAAGCCUGGACCCAGUUGACUUCACACAGUCUUCUCAGCCCUCCCACAGCCUUUGACAGCCUCCCACAGUGCAUCACAGCCUCCUACAGCAUUGGAUGCCAGAACACAGCACACCAAUCCUUCCCACAGUGGCCAGAAACAGCACACAGCAAAAUGGUUAACCAGAAUGAACAGACACACGAACUGACACACAUAGACACAGCGCCAAACGCCAUAGAGCCAACGCACAGCAUCCCACAGCAGCCAGGGGGACAGCACAGCAUCACGGACUCCCCAGACACCCUCAGAACACCACAGCACACAGCACAGGAUGAAAUAUUAAGCUUAGCCUUUGCAUCACCUGUCAUAAACAGCACUGGGGGAGAUGACAGCACACAGUGGCACACAGCAGGGACCCAGGGACUAGUGAGGACUGAACAGCAAGCCACAGCAUCACCACACCCUGUGGAUGCUGUGAGGGAAGCAGGACGACCACACACAAGGCACAAGAUUGAGAAACGGACAGAAAGAGGAACCAUCAAUUCGAAGGAUCAUUUUAAAACAAGACUCAUAACUUCUGCUGCUACUUCUGCUGCUACUACUGCUACUAUUACUGCGGCUACUGCUAUAGGGGGUGCAUCUGUGUCCUCCAGCAAUAUUUACCAGUGUAUCGAGACUUAGACAAGACUUCACCAUUAAACAAGAUGAAAAUCUCGGAACAGGGAAGGAGAAAAAUAACUCGGAGAACGAGAAGGACAAGAGGAAGGCGCGACACUGACACACAAACGCACACACACACACAAAACGGAAGCCACUACAGGCUUUAGACCUCUCAUGUGACUCUGGCAACAGUGAUCCCAGUGUUACCAAACCCCUGUGUGACUCUAGGAGCGCGGACAGCUGGAAACAAGGGCUGGGGAGGCCGGGAGUGAGGUCAGGGGUCACAGGAGAGGGAAACAGUGCUCUUCCUCUUCCUCCUCGCUGCAGUUCAGGUCACCACAGCCUUGCCGCAGCCAGCCACACCCACCACGGGCCUCCACACACCCUCACGCAGCAGUGCCAAGGCUGGACACAGCACUGCACAGCCCAGAACAGUCUAUGCCUAAUUCUCUAGUCAUUUAUAUUCAGAAUUUAACCCCCCUUGUGAGGACAGCGACUACCACCACCACCACCACCACCAGCACCAGCACAGCCAAGCAGAUGCAGACACAGAAGAAAGAUAAGAUCACAUGACCUCUCCCACACCCUUGACCUGACCAUGUAACUGGCCAGGACCAUACUGAGGCGAUCUGAGAGUCUCCUAACUUCUCUGCCCCAACCCAGCGGCAGAAAUAGCCCAAGAAGUAGCCCAAAUGUAGCCUGCCAUAAGAGAUAGCCCAGUAGCUAAAAAAAAUAGCCCAAAGAUAAGGUUGCCCAAAAAAUAGCCCAAAGAAUGUGGUUUUUUAUGUUUUAUUUAUUUAGUUUAUUUAUUUUAAUUGUAAAGGAAGUUAAGAAUUUUUUUUUAAGUCAGUCAGUUCUCUAAGUCAAGAAAGGUGUGUGUCAGUCAGUCAGUCAGUCAGUCAGUCAGUCAGUCAGUCAGACAGACAGACAGACAGACAGACAGACAGACAGACUUAUGCCAUUGAGAAAAUGACAUUAAGCUCUAGGCUAUUAAAAGUAGAUUUGAUAUUUGAGAGAGAGAGAGAGAGAGAGAGAGAGAGAGAGAGAGAGAGAGAGAGAGAAUAAUAAUUGUAGUAUGUGUGUGUGAGAAACAUGACUGGCUGCCCAGAUCACCCUUUGAGGCAGCUGAUUGGUUGACAACUUGGUGCUUGUAUCUGAUUGGUCACCAUGACUUAGAUGUGACACGUGAUUGGUUGGAAUUACUACUGUUACUGUUAUUUUUAAGUUCUGACUAAGUGUAAUGGGAAAUGUUGUGUUUCUGAUAAGUUUUUUGGUCAUUUUCAAGUUUGGCUGAGUUCUGACUAAGUUCUGAAUUUAAAUGCAUUUUUGUGAAGAUUUUUAGUCUAGGAAAGUUUGGCUAAUUUUUUUUUUGAAGUUCUGAGUGAAAAUGUUGUGUUUCUGAUAAGUUUUUAAGGUCAUUUUCAAGUCUGGCCAAGUUCUGACUAAGUUCUGAAUUAAAAUAUUGUGUUUUUGUGAAGAUUUUUUGGUCUAGGAAAGUUUGGCUAAUUUUUUUUAAGUUCUGAGUGAAAAUGUUGUGUUUCUGAUAAGUUUUUAAGGUCAUUUUCAAGUCUGGCCAAGUUCUGACUAAGUUCUGAAUUAAAAUAUUGUGUUUUUGUGAAGAUUUUUUGGUCUAGGAAAGUUUGGCUAAUUUUUUUUAAAGUUCUGAGUCAAAAUGUUGUGUUUCUGAUAAGUUUUUAAGGUCAUUUUCAAGUCUGGCCAAGUUCUGACUAAGUUCUGAAUUAAAAUAUUGUGUUUUUGUGAAGAUUUUUUGGUCUAGGAAAGUUUGGCUAAUUUUUUUUAAGUUCUGAGUCAAAAUGUUGUGUUUCUGAUAAGUUUUUAAGGUCAUUUUCAAGUCUGGCCAAGUUCUGACUAAGUUCUGAAUUAAAAUAUUGUGUUUUUGUGAAGAUUUUUUGGUCUAGGAAAGUUUGGCUAAUUUUUUUUAAGUUCUGAGUCAAAAUGUUGUGUUUCUGAUAAGUUUUUAAGGUCAUUUUCAAGUCUGGCCAAGUUCUGACUAAGUUCUGAAUUAAAAUAUUGUGUUUUUGUGAAGAUUUUUUGGUCUAGGAAAGUUUGGCUAAUUUUUUUUUAAGUUCUGAGUCAAAAUGUUGUGUUUCUGAUAAGUUUUUAAUGUUAUUUUCAAGUCUGGCCAAGUUCUGACUAAGUUCUGAAUUAAAAUAUUGUGUUUUUGUGAAGAUUUUUUAUUAAGGAAAGUUUGGCUAAUUUUUUUUUGAAGUUCUGAGUCAAAAUGUUGUGUUUCUGAUAAGUUUUUUAUGUUAUUUUCAAGUUUGGCCAAGUUCUGACUAAGUUCUGAAUUAAAAUAUUGUGUUUUUGUGAAGAUUUUUUUUAUUAAGGAAAGUUUGGCUAAUUUUUUUAAAGUUCUGAGUCAAAAUGUUGUGUUUCUGAUAAGUUUUUUAUGUUAUUUUCAAGUUUGGCCAAGUUCUGACUGUUAUAAUUGAAAGUAUUGUGUUUUUGACAAGAUUAUAAGUGUGAAAGUUUGUGUUAAGUUCAUUGCAGUGAAAGUUGAUGUGUAUACUUAAGUUAUUCACUUAUAGAAACUUAUAAGGGCAUAAAGGUUACAUUGAAAAAAUUAGAGGAAUAAAUGUUUACUUAUUUUGUAUUGUGAGAGAGAGAGAGAGAGAGAGGUCAGGUGCCUUCUAAUGAUAAUGAUGAUGAUAAUAAUAAUAAUAAUAAUAAUAAUAAUAAUAAUAAUAAUAAUAAUAAUAAUAACUAGUAUUCAUACCAAAAUAUCCAUCCAUAGAAAAUAUUCAUGUUUUUACUAUUAUUAUUAUUAUUAUUAUUAUUAUUAUUAUUAUUAUUAUUAUUAUUAUUAUUAUUAUUAUUAUUAUUAUUAUUGCUGCUGCUGCUACUACUACUACUACUACUACUACUACUACUACUACUACUACUACUACUACUACUACUACUACUACUACUACUACUACUACUACUACUACUACCACCACCACCAAACACCACCAAUACACUCCCACCACUACUACUACUACUACUACUACUACUACUACUACUACUACUACUACUACUACUACUACUACUACUUUUUCCAUGCAAUUAGGCAUAUUAGGAUCAUCAUCAUCAGUAGUAGCAGUAGUAGGCCUAGUCAUUACACACACAAUAAUUCAUAAUAAACUUGUAUAUAUAUUUUUCUGCAUAUUUCAAUUUCUUAUUUUAUUUAUUCCAAUGAUUUUAACUAAUACACUCCAUGUUUAGACCUAUGUGUGUGUGUGUGUGUGUGUGUGUGUUAGGUGACCCAGCAUGACCUCUCAUUGUGACCUCUGCUGUUUGAGUCAAGUCUGGUGAGAAAUUGAUGUACACUAGCAUUGAAACCAUUGGAGAUUCAAAUAAGCUAGGCAGUGUUGUGUUGUGUUCAGGGUGUUCGGCUAAGAAUUAAAAUUGUGUUUCGGAUAAGCUGGCCAGUGUUGUGUUGUGUUCAGGGUGUUUGGCAAAGGAAAAACUGUAUUUGGGAUAAAGUGUGUGCAUUUUUGGGUAUUUGGUGUAGGGUAAACUGUUGUAUUUUGGGUAAACCAGCAGAAUAUUGGAUAAAGUUGUGUUUGUGAUGAAAGAAAUUGUGUGUAGAAUAUUUAGGUGAAAGAUAAGCAGUGUUUUUUAAUUAGAUACAGAAGUGGUGUGUGUGUUUUUUUGGUGUUUGGUAAAGGAUGAACUGUUGUAAUUGAAAUGGUGUUGAGGAUUGUGAAAAUUUUGUUAAACUUAUUUCAUAGUAUCUAAUUCUUUUCUGUGGUCUUCUUCCUCCUCCUCUUCUUUCUUUCUUUCUUUCUUUCUUGUGUUCCUUCCUCUUUCCCUUUCUUUUCUUUCUGGUGUUCCUUCUUCUUCCUCUUCUUUCUCUUGUCCUUUUCUUUUUCUUGUUCCUUCUCCUCUUUCUCUUCUUCCUCUCUUCCUCUUCCUUCUGUCUUUUUGUUGAGUUUUGUCUUCCUUCUUCCUCUUCCUCUUCUUCCUUUGUUGUCUUGUCUCUUCUUCCUGUCUUCCUCUUUUAAUUUACUGUUUUAUGUUCCUCCUCCUCCUCCUCUUCCUCUCUUUCAUUCUUCCCCUGUCAUCCUCUUCACUUCUUCAUUCUUCCCCUGUCAUCCUCUUCACUUGUCUUCCUUUAAUUCAUAUGUACCUCCUCCUCCUCCUCAUCAUCCUCCUCUUUCUCUCUUCCCUGUCUUUUCCUCCUCAUCUCCUCAUCAUCAUCCUCUCUCUCUCUUCCCUGUGUGUUUUCCUCCUCAUCAUCCUCUUCCUCUCUUCCCUUUGUCUUUAAGUAAAAUUCAGGUUUGUCUAUGUUGUUAUUAUUAUUAUUAUUAUUAUUAUUAUUAUUAUUGUAACAUUCUAAACUUUUCUAUAAGGAUUAAAUUUUGAUAUAUUGA
Scylla paramamosain (green mud crab) is the source of this 5448-nucleotide messenger RNA. RefSeq lists its product as uncharacterized. Bases 68 to 1093 code for a protein of 341 amino acids. Lineage: Eukaryota; Metazoa; Arthropoda; Malacostraca; Decapoda; Portunidae. The transcript is spliced from 5 exons. The record is from RefSeq and is a predicted model, not a curated record.